AUGGCGUGCAUUUGGAUCUCUCAACUAAGAAUCAUCUGCAGCUCCAAGACUUGGCUCUUGCUGUUUUCCAUCCUGCUGCUCCAGGGGCCUCUAUGUGGACAGAGCAGCCCGAUCUCCAGCACCCAUCAGAGGCAUCGCCCUGCUCCGGGGCUGGGAGAUGGGCAUGGAGGUGUGGUGGAUCCGUCAUUGCUGGAGCAGGGCAACAACAUGGACAUGCAGAGCCUGCUGGAAAGCCUGAAGGAACAGUUUCUGCGGACUUUCAACCUCUCAGGCUUGGGUCCUCCUGCCCUGCCUCCUGGAAGCAUUCGAGAAGAGCCUCCUGAGUACAUGAUGGAGCUCUACAACCGUUUUGCUAAUGACCGCACUGCCAUGCCCACUGCCAACAUCAUCCGCAGCUUCAAAAAUGAAGAUUCAUCUCCCAGUGUUGUGGGUGUUGGAGGAGUGAGGCGUCACCCACUCCUAUUCAAUGUGUCAGUCCCACAUCAUGAACGUAUCACAGCAGCCGAGCUUCGCCUCUACACCCUUGUCCAGAUUGACCGUCAUCUCUAUGCUGGUGUCGACCGUAAAGUCACUAUCUACGAACUGGAAUUGCAUGACAGAGACAACAACAUGACUGAUGAGAACACCAUGAGAGGCGAUGGAUUCAUAGAGGAAGGAGAGCGGAUAGAGCUGGUGGAGUUGGCUUCACGCCAGGUCUACGGCACAGAUAACGGCUGGGAGGCCUUUGACCUCACUGCUGCUGUUCAACGCUGGCGCAAAUCUGACCAUGGCACUACGCACCAGCUGGAAGUGCACAUUGCCAGCAUGGGUAAUGAAGAUACUGUUCAAGGUAUGACAGGGGACAACAAAGACAGGGAUCCACCUGAAGGGGACAUGAAGAUUGACACCAGCCCUGAGGAAAAACACAAACCUCUGCUGAUUGUUUUCUCUGAUGACCAAAGUAGUGAUCACCGUGAUGACAAGCGUGAGCUGAACGAGAUGAUUGACCACGAAACCUCUAACAUGGUUCUCCAGAACGACUUGGGGACAGGUCUGAAUGGGCUGUGGGGGGAGCUGGGGAGGGACAGGGAUGGAGGAGAUGAAGAAGUUGAGCCAGAUGAAGAGGACCUCAUCCAAAUGCGCUCCAAUCUGAUCUAUGACACUGCAUCUCGCAUCCGUCGCAAUGCCAAGGGAAACCACUGCAAGAAACAAUCUCUGUAUGUAGAGUUCAAAGACAUUGGAUGGGACAGUUGGAUCCUUGCGCCACCUGGUUAUGAUGCCUUUGAGUGCAGUGGCAUUUGUUCUUUCCCACUGACGAAACAUGUCACACCCACAAAGCAUGCCAUUGUCCAGACAUUGGUCAACAUCAACAGUCCUCAGAAGGCGGCACGAGCUUGUUGCGUGCCCACCAAGCUGGACCCUAUCUCCCUGCUGUAUCUGGAUGACACAGGCGUGGUCACCUACAAGUACAAGUUUGAAGGCAUGGUGGUGGCUGAGUGUGGCUGCAGAUAG
This is a messenger RNA of Morone saxatilis (striped sea-bass), 1491 nucleotides long. It is a transcript of the gene bmp10, whose product is annotated as bone morphogenetic protein 10. Bases 1 to 1491 code for a protein of 496 amino acids. The record is from RefSeq and is a predicted model, not a curated record. Lineage: Eukaryota; Metazoa; Chordata; Actinopteri; Moronidae. Gene Ontology annotation, biological process: SMAD protein signal transduction; BMP signaling pathway. Gene Ontology annotation, molecular function: cytokine activity; growth factor activity. Gene Ontology annotation, cellular component: extracellular region. The transcript has 2 exons.